Molecule: messenger RNA, 1512 nt
Organism: Rhea pennata
Lineage: Eukaryota; Metazoa; Chordata; Aves; Rheiformes; Rheidae
Product: C-type lectin domain family 17, member A-like
Exons: 9
Coding region: 14-973 (319 amino acids)
Molecular function (GO): signaling receptor activity
Source: RefSeq, a predicted model, not a curated record
AAACAGGUCAGAAAUGUCACAAACUGUAGACGAUCACAGCUCCUACAAGGAAUGGGAGACGACCAAGAUGAUGGAAUUGCAAGAUCAAGAGCUGAAGAGAGCACGUAAAGGAGCUUGGUGCCUCCCUGCCUCCUGCCAGGGCAGAGCUGUGGCGCUCCUAUACAUCCUCUUGGCCUUCUGCUUUGUGCUGCUCUUGGCUGUCAUCGUCAUCAGUCUUCAGAAAAUAAAUGCCAUGUGGGAGGCUCUGGAAGAAGCGAGGCUGAGGAACGAGAAAAUCCACGCGAGCUCAUGGCAGAACCUGUCGCACGUCCAGCACUUCAUGGAUCAGCAGAUGUCCAGCCAGCUCACAGCAUUUCACAGCCACCUUCUUAACGUAUCCAAAGAAGUGGAGAACAUGAGGGCGAAGAUGACGCAGUGUGAAGCGGGUUGUGGGAAAGCCCUGUCGGAUCGCCUCCGCGUCCUAGAGGGACAGACGGCGUCGUGGCCGGCGCCGGGGGAGCUGGCUGAGCUGAAGCACCAGGAGAGCACGAUGCGGGCGCUGCUGAACGGCGUGCUGGAGGAGAUGCGCCAAGUGUCAGAAGUUAUCUGCACGCGGUGUCCGGCCGGCUGGCAGCAGUUCUUGAGAACCUGCUACUUCUUCUCGACGGACCAGAAAGCCUGGAUGGAUGCUAAGCUGUUCUGCACCAACCUCAGCUCUCACCUGGCCAUCAUCAACAGCGAGCAGGAGAACAAAUUCUUGGCAAAUCAGAUCAUGGAAACGCAGACGUACUGGCUGGGCCUCACCGACAUGCACAAAGAAGGGGACUGGCAGUGGGUGGACGGCCGCCCGCUCUCUCUCAGGCUCUGGAGCAGCGGCGAACCCAACAACGUCGGCCACUACGGCGAGGACUGCGCCUUCCUCUAUGCCAACGGGCACUGGAACGACGCCGUCUGCUCCAAAGCUGAGCCCUUUAUCUGCGAGCGGAGCUGCUAGCCUGCUCCCCGGCGCUGGUUUCACGCUUCGCCCGUGGGGCUGUCCGCCUGGGGCCUGCUCCUCUUCCUUUGGGACUUGCUGGAUGAAGCCGAGCUCGGUACCGGGACUCUCUUGAUCCAGAGCAGACUUUAAGCUUGAAAACCUGUAACACAUGAGCAUAGGCAGAAAACAGAGGUACCAGGGCUAACGAGAGCACAACGAUGGGCAGCUACCGGUCAUGGAGGAAGCACAGCCCUGCAAGGUGGAAAAAAAAAUGCUCAAAAUAGGAGAAAUGGAACGAAACGGGGCUAAGAAACAGGCUGAGGUGCCCAUGCAGCCUGGAUGCCCCAGCAGCUGAUAAAAGGGCCAAAAUCGGGUGUUAAAGGAAUCAUCACGGUGGGAUCGCCCUGUGACGGAUGCCGGAUCGCAGCUGCGAGCCCGCUGCCGGCGACAAGGAUCCCGGUUCCUCCGCCUCGACUCUUCCCCCGACUGGCCCAGAACCGUGUGCUGCGCUGUGAACAUUUCCUGCACGUUUCCACCCCAAAUUCUGCACGUUUCCC